AUGUCUCCUCCUGCAAGCGUCACAAUCACCCAGCUUGAACCUGUCGUCUUUCUUCGCGGCCAGUCAUCUUCCGGAGAAGAUGCUCGUGGUCGCCGUCGCCCCGUCAACGUCGAUGCUCCGCCAUCCCAGCUGCGUGGUCUCGUCACCCUCUACCUCCCCAAACCCUCCAAGAUCAAAGAGAUCACCAUCUCUCUCAAAGGUACAGCUAAAACCGACUGGCCAGAAGGUAUUGGUCCCAACCGUGUUGAACUCGUCGAAGAAAUGUCUAUUUUCCAUCAAGUCAUCAGUCUCUACAACGCCAAGCAUGACAAGGCAAGUGCUGCUCCAACUCGACGCAGAAGCAACUCGGUCGGGCCAGGCAUUGGUCUGCAACAAGACGUCGAUUGGGACUAUGCUGCCGCCACCGCAAAUGCGAACGCCUCGGAAAGACCGUCGCCCAGAUCUGCAUCCGUCUCGAGCUCGCGUCAGGCUAGCGGCUCCAGUCGAUCCGAGGACGAACGGACGAAAACCCCGAGCGGCAGUGGGGCAAGCGGAGGCAGCAACUUGGCUCGUCAGAUUGCCGGUGCCGCCGCCAAAGCAGGCACCGCCAUGAUUCCACCCACAUUGCGUCCCGACAUGGGUCUUGCUAGAACCAAAGAUCCACAGCCAAACUCUUCUCGAAGUCGUCCGCCUCUUCACCGCACUGGCUCCGGUACUACUUCUUGGACUCAGUACGCUACGAGCCCCGAUUCCCGUGCAGCCACCCCGGCGGUGUCGCCAUCUGCGCAUGCUUCAAAUUCGUAUAUCGGCCCUGUCCUUUCCUCUUCCGUCUCCCCGUCGUUGCCAUCUAGUCCAUCUGCUUCCUUCUCUGAUCCUCGCCGUCCACCUGCUGCACAACACCAGGAUCUGUCGCGCUGGCACGAAUACUUCGCAUUGCAAGGGUAUGAGCGUCCUCCUCUGUACGCACCUCGCUCGGCGCCUUUGCAAGGUUAUGAUACCUGGCCCACAGAGAUCCCUUUCGAAUCGCCGCCAGCCUUGGAGGACGCAGCUGCCAUCCCUGAUCAAGCGGCCUCACCAAGCAAUAGUGUUGCCUCGAGCGCAGCACCCAGUGUAGAAGCAACAUCCAUGGAUCGUAUCGCCGCCAGCUCUCAUGAUGUCCCCGCUCCUUCGUCUGCAACCAUCCAGGUUCCAGGUACAUCGCCGCCCAAGCCCCCUACCAUCUCGGCAUCCGGACCAUCUGCCUCCCCUGCCAGGAGCAUUUUUCACACUCAGCCACCUGUCAUUCCCCGAGCCAAGGAGCAGACGGUCCGAUUCGAUCCACAGUCUCGCAUCGGCCAUGCACCCCCCAGUAGUACCACCGUUAGCACCUUGUCCAGAAUUAGCGCUAACAAGAGCGCUCCAUCCAGUCUCCGCAGCUCGGUUGAGCUGCAAGACAAUCACAUCAAAGCCGGUAAGACCAAGUCAAGCAGCAAAGCAGGUAACGAUGCCAAGACAAAGAAACCCGGUUUCAAGAUGCUCAUCAACGGCCUUCUAAAAGAACCCACGGCUGAUCACAAAGCUCACGCUGAUGAUGCCGCCCACCCGGACUCGAAAGAGUUCAAGAAGGGCACGUAUACGUAUCCAAUCUGCAUCUCGCUGCCGUCCAACCUGCCCCCCACGCUCCAUGCCGACUUUGGCUUCAAUCGCUACGUUCUGCGCACCAGCGUCGUCCGUGCUGGUGCCUUGACGCCUAACCUCAUGGCCGAGCGCGAAGUCACCUUGAUCCAUGCACCUGACGAGGAUACGCUUGAAGAGACUGAUUCGAUCAUUGUCGAGCGGUGCUGGGAAGAUUUGCUAUCGUACAUGGUCGUCUUCAGCGGCAAAAGUUUCCCGAUCGGUCAACAGAUUCCACUUUGGCUCAAGUUUGUACCUCUGGGUAAAGUCAAGAUCUACCGUAUUCUUGCCACGCUCGAAGAACGUACCGACUACUUUGCCAAGGGAAGACGUGUGGCAAGACACGAGGUCCCGCGCAAGUGGACGUUGAUGAAAGUUGCGCAUGCUUCGGCCACGGAGCCGAUCUUACCUAUCCUGUCAGAUUCGGCCGAUGCGCUCGAUAACAGCCCGUUGGCUCCCAUGGCGCGUGCCGCUGCUGGAGAGGACCAAGACUCGGAUGCGCUGCCUUCUAUCUUGGACCCAACCGGCCCCUGGGAGCUGGCAACUGAACUCAGCAUCCCCGCUUGUGGCACCACCAGAAUCAAUCUGAGCACCAAUCAUUCCAAGUCCAACAUCGCCGUCCACCACUUGGUUCGGCUUUCGAUCCGCGUUGGUAAAUCCGAGGGCGAUUGGGAGGUGUGGAACGACAGCGUUGGCACUUCGAGCUCUGCGGCCAAGAAUCCUCCUCAACUCUACGAUAUCAUUAUCGAAGCACCCAUCACACUCACAUCGUCGCAUACAGCUACUGAGUGGACAGCUCUCCCCAACUACUGGAGCCUACCUGCAGAGCCUGUCGAUCAAGACGCGGAUCGCAGUGCCGAAGCGGAUAUGCCACUACGACCUGGAUUGCCAUCGCCAGUGCUGACAAGCAGGACGGGCAUGGUGGGACAUGCACCCGCACCACUGCGCUCAUCUACAGCAAGCAACGGAAGCCCCGUCAGUACCUCGCCUCCCAUGUCGCGCAAUCCAACUCAGCUAUCACGACGUUGGCUUGCGCUCAGUGCAGACCAUAUUGAAAGCGACGGUAAUAACGCUCGUACUUCCAAUGCUCCAGGUGGUGUAGCCUCUGCACCGCCGCCUGCAUAUCGACCUAACGCAAGAACGGGAGAGACUACGGUUGCAUCGACAAGCAUGAAUCGCUCACCAUCUGAGACGGUGCCGCCGAGCGGUGGAUCUGGUUCGGCUUCCGCCCCAUCGACUGCCAGUGCGUACAAUGUUGGUCUGGCCCAUUGA
Messenger RNA from Mycosarcoma maydis (corn smut), 2904 nucleotides. RefSeq lists its product as uncharacterized. The coding region runs from base 1 to 2904 and encodes 967 amino acids. NCBI's taxonomy places the organism in Eukaryota, Fungi, Basidiomycota, Ustilaginomycetes, Ustilaginales. The transcript has a single exon. Gene Ontology annotation, cellular component: plasma membrane; cytosol; cytoplasm. Gene Ontology annotation, molecular function: ubiquitin protein ligase binding; protein-macromolecule adaptor activity. The record is from RefSeq and is a predicted model, not a curated record. Gene Ontology annotation, biological process: ubiquitin-dependent endocytosis.